Molecule: messenger RNA, 3414 nt
Organism: Aspergillus glaucus CBS 516.65
Lineage: Eukaryota; Fungi; Ascomycota; Eurotiomycetes; Eurotiales; Aspergillaceae
Product: RNA-binding ribosome biosynthesis protein MAK21
Exons: 4
Coding region: 1-3414 (1137 amino acids)
Cellular component (GO): nucleus
Source: RefSeq, a predicted model, not a curated record
AUGGCGAAGAAUAAUAAUAAUAAAGGGAAAGACUCGGCCAUUCCAGAUGGCGGCGUCGCAUUGAACGACUCCAACGCCGUAGGGGAAUCUCUCCCCAAUUUCGAGGAAAACGCAUUCGCCGGCCUGCGACAGAAAAUCGAACAGAAGUUGAAGGACCAAAACUCCAAAUCAAAGAAUAAGGGCAAGGCUGGCGCGAAGGAUGCUCCUAAGAAUAAUACCCCUAAGAAGGAUGCCCCGACUCCUAAGAAUGACAACAACAACAAGAAGGAAACAGCACCGAAGCCUGCGCCGAAGCAAGAACCGAAGAAUGACAACAAGGGCAGGAAACGGGAUCGCAACGGUGAUGUGAUUGCGCGGGAGGAGAAGGCCGCUGGGAAGGAUAAGGCGUCGAAAUCGAAUGACGAUGAUACCCUGCGCCAGGAGAUUUUGGCUCUCGGAGGUACUGAGGAGGAUCUCGAUUUGAUUGCGGGUGCUGAGUCUGAGGAUGAAGUGGAGGACGCGAAUACUUCGAAGAAAUCGGGCAAAUCUGACGAUGAUGCAUUGCGCAAAGAGUUGUCGGGUAUGCUGGCGGCUGCGGGUCAGGUCGUGCCAGAAGACUUGAAGGAUGAUGAGGUGGAAGAGGAACAGGAAGAGGACGAGGGCGACGAGGAAGAGGACGAGGAAGAGGACGGAGAUGGAGAUGAUGAAAGCGACGAGCAGGAACAAGCUGAGGAAGAGGAAUCUGAUGCGGAAGAGGAGGCCUCUCCUGAACCUCCGAAGGAGACAAAAAAGGAACCUGCGAAAUCAGAUGAAUUCGUUGUUCCCAAGGAGUUCGCUAGCCUUGCUAUUCCCCCGCGGUCCGACUGGUACGCGACAUCUCUCCCUCCGAUCAAAGCUGCGAAACUAGCGACUACACUUCCCCGUUAUGUGGUCGAGCGAUUACAAGCACAUGCCUUGUCGCUGCUAGAGAAGGAUACAAAGAUGUACAAUGCAGCGCAACAAGCUUCAGCAUCCUCAUCCCACAAGUUCUACUCGACCAUCAUGGCCUCCGGUACCCUCAGCGACAAGAUCUCCGCCCUCACACUGGCCGUCCAAGAAUCUCCGGUGCAUAACACCAAGGCAUUGGAAACUCUGAUCGGUCUUGGAAAGAAGCGGAGCCGUACGCAAGCAGUCGAAGUGCUUCGGUCUUUGAAGGAUAUGUUCGCCCAGGGUACACUUCUCCCGAAUGACCGACGACUCCGUUCAUUCGCGAACCAGCCGUCCCUCAUGGCUGCGUUCCAGGGAGUCGACCAGAAGUGGACUGAGCAGGACCCUCUUCCCAACGGUCUUCAAAACCGCCAUCUCAUCCUAUGGGCCUACGAAAACUUCCUCAAGGACCAGUUUUUCGAAGUUCUCAAGAUCAUGGAAGUCUGGUGCAACGACGAGAUCGAGUUCUCCCGCUCCCGAGCCCUGAGUUACGUCUACGAACUGCUCAAGGAGAAGCCCGAACAGGAAGCAAACCUUCUGCGACUGCUAGUCAACAAGCUCGGUGAUCCGAGUAAGAAGAUCGCAUCCCGUGCUUCGUACCUGCUCCUGCAACUCGAACAAGCACAUCCCCUUAUGAAGCCAACGGUCGUCACAUCUGUUGAAGAGGUGCUUUUCCGGUCGGGACAAAGCCAGCACGCCAAGUACUACGGUAUCAUCACAUUGAACCAGACAGUCUUGAGUUUGAAGGAGGAGAAGACCGCGGCCAAGUUGCUUGAUAUCUACUUCGCGCUGUUUGUUACUCUACUCAAGUCUCACAAGCCCGUUAAGGGUCAGCAAGGCAAGAACAAGUUCGGUAACAAGAAGUAUAUCAAAAAGGCGAAGGAAGAGGAAAAGGGUCUUGCUCAGCAGGAGGAGAUGCAGGACAAACUUGUUUCUGGUGUUCUGACUGGUGUCAAUCGAGCUUACCCUUUUACAAGCUCUGACACUGCUCGUCUUUCGAAACACAUCGACACUCUGUUCCGCAUUACGCACUCGUCGAAUUUCAACACGAGCAUCCAAGCUCUCAUGUUGAUCCAGCAAUUAACGUCAUCGCACCAGGUCGGCGCUGACAGAUUUUACCGGACAUUAUACGAAUCGCUACUUGAUCCCCGGGUUGCCACGUCAUCCAAGCAAGCACUUUACCUGAACCUUCUGUUCAAGGCAUUGAAGAACGACGUAAAUGUUCGACGCGUCAAGGCGUUUGUCAAGCGUUUAGUUCAGAUCCUCGGCCUGCAUCAACCGUCGUUCAUCUGUGGCAUUUUCUAUCUGAUCCGUGAGUUGGAGAAGACUUACAUUGGUCUGCAGACGUUGCUUGAUCAGCCCGAGGAGAAUGAAAGCGAUGAGGAAGAAGUGUUCCGGGAUGUGCCUGACGAGGAUGAUGAACCACAGCAGCCAGAGGAACCCGAAGCUAAGCCGCAGAAGCCUCUGAAUAUUUAUGACCCGCGCAAGAGAGAUCCCGAGCACAGCAACGCCGAUAAGACUUGUCUCUGGGAACUGAUCCCUUACAUGACGCAUUUCCACCCAUCAGUAUCGGUCAAUGCGGCUCAUAUCCUCGACCACCAAACAAUGAGUGGCAAGCCCGAUCUAACCAUCCACACCCUCUCGCACUUCCUUGACCGCUUCAUCUACCGCACGCCCAAGGCAGAAAAGGGCGCACGGGGAGCUUCCAUCAUGCAGCCACUCGCAGGUGGAGAAACAGCCGAUCGGUUGGUUGGCGCUGGCAAAGCCGCAACCCACGUGCCGCUCAACUCGGAAGCCUUCUGGAAGAAGAAGGCGGACGAGAUUUCUGCGGAAGAUGUCUUCUUCCACGAGUACUUCAGCCGUGUCGGGAAGGAUAAGGAGAAGAACAAGGCGCGGGGUAAGAAGGAUGACAAGGAUCCUGUUUCCAAGGAUGAGGAGGAUGGGGAUCUCAGUGAAAAUGAGGAUCAGAUUUGGAAGGCACUUGUUGAUUCGCGGCCGGAGCUGGAGGAAGGCGAUAGCGACGAUGAUCUGGACAUGGAUGACCUCGAGUCUGCUUACGAUGCGGAAGAGAACGCGGACGAAGGCAGUGCUGACGAGGGUGUUAUCUUCAAUGACGAGUCCGACAAGUCUGAUGAAGAGGAGCCCAUCGACGAAGACAUGUCCGAGCCAGAGCCAACACCCAAGCCCAAGCCCAAGCCCAAGGACUCCAAGAAGAAGGACGAAGAGCCCUCGGACGAGGACGACGACUUCGACAUGGACGUCUCGGACGACGAUGCCUUUGUUGGAAGCGACGAGGAGCUGCCUAUGGACAUGGGUGCAUUCGAAGAGGAAGAAGAACAAGAGGAGGAGAAACCAGCCAAGGAGAAGGACUCGGAGCGCAAGAAGCGGCGCAAGCUCAAGCACCUGCCUACAUUUGCAUCUGCGGACGACUACGCGGCGCUACUGGAUGGGGAAGAGGAUGGGAUGUAA